AUGUCUGAACCCAUCGCCCAACAUGCUUCCCAGCCCAACUCGGUGCCUAGUGCUGAGAAUCCUGGCAAGCUCGUUCAGGCUUCCGGUAUCGCUGCUCCCUACCAAGAUGCUAUCAAGGAGGCGAUUCAGAAGCGCAUCCAGGAGGGCAAGUCGAGACCCAAACUCGUCGGUAUCCUCGCUACCCCAAGCCCACCCAGUGUAGCCUACGCCGAGUGGACGCGCAAAGCAUGCCAAGCUGUCGGUGUCGAGUUUGAGAUCUGGAAGACCUGGGACGACUCGGUCGAGGUUAGCGAGGAGGAGCACAAGGGCUCUGCGCCUGACUUCGACCUCGAAGCUGACGUCGAGGAUCUCAUCAUUGCUGCCAACGCCGAUGACAAGGUGCACGGUAUCAUGGUGUACUACCCCAUCUUCUUUGGUCGUCAGGAUACUUACCUGCAGCAGAUUGUUGACCCACGCAAGGACGUUGAGGGACUUCAUUUCAGCUACUGCUGGAACAUGUACCACAACGUGCGAUGGAUCUCGCCCGCCAAGCUCGGCAACGCUCCAGGCACUACACGCGAGCUGCCCGAAGAACGUGCCACCCGCGAGGCGCUCAACGACGAGCAGGUGCCUCCUGGUAUGGCCAAGUCGAUCCUUCCCUGCACGCCUUUGGCCAUGGUCAAGUGUCUCGAAGCCAUCGGUGUUUACGACGGCGAGCUUCCCUAUGGCGACCGACUGUACGGCAAGACCAUCACCGUCAUCAAUCGAUCCGAGGUGGUGGGUCGUCCUCUCGCCGCUUUGCUCUCCAAUGACGGUGCCAAGGUCUACUCGAUCGACAUUGACUCGAUUCAGGAGUUCAACAAGCGUGCUGCUGCCGAGUCCUCUUGUCCUAUCCAACCUCAAGGACGUGCUCGUUCCGAGAUUGUCAACAAGGCACAUGCUCAGAACACCGCCUCGCAACUCCGUCCACACCACGUUGUUAGAAAUUGCAACAUGACUGCCGAGGAGUGCAUCCGUGCUUCUGACGUCGUCAUCUCUGGUGUUCCUUCGGCCAACUACAAGGUCGAAACCGAGUGGAUCAAGCCUGGUGCAGUUUGCGUCAACUUUUCGAGCGAGAAGAACUUCAAGCCUGAUGUGCGAACACGUGCGUCGAUGUACCUGCCAGCUAUCGGCAAGACCACCAUUGCUAUGCUCCAGAGGAACUUGCUCCGUCUCGUUGAGUACCGCGAGCUUUCCGAGUCGUCUUCCAAGUAG
Molecule: messenger RNA, 1233 nt
Organism: Ustilago hordei
Lineage: Eukaryota; Fungi; Basidiomycota; Ustilaginomycetes; Ustilaginales; Ustilaginaceae
Exons: 1
Coding region: 1-1233 (410 amino acids)
Biological process (GO): purine nucleobase biosynthetic process
Cellular component (GO): cytosol
Molecular function (GO): methylenetetrahydrofolate dehydrogenase (NADP+) activity; methylenetetrahydrofolate dehydrogenase (NAD+) activity
Source: RefSeq, a predicted model, not a curated record